CUAGCCCAAAUAAUUCAGUCGGGAAAGUAACGUGAAAGCGUUUGGACGACACCAGCAUAAAGAGUCAUUCGCAUCUACUUGCUUAGAAGGGUUUCGGCAGCCGUUAAUAACGUCCAUUCACUAUGACCGUUGCCAACGGGGUAGACAAGGACGAAAAGUCCUAUUACAACAAUAACUUGAUAAUGGCAGAAUCCUUUCCGGAAAACGAAAAAAAGACAAAGGCUAAACUACAAAUCUCUAAUGGUGACGCACAAGAAGUUCCGACGAGCAAAAAGGGGAAAAAAUCAAAAAAAAGAGAUGACGACAAAAAAGAUGUCGCGGAGCCGGUUGCAUUUUUCAAAAUGUUUCGAUAUGCGACGAUGAAGGACCGAUUAUUAUAUGCCUUGGGGAUUAUAUGCACCAUAGCGACCGGCCUGACAACGCCUGCCAAUAGCUUGAUCUUUGGUAAUUUAGCAAAUUCAAUGAUCGAUUAUGGCACUCCAGCAAAUGGCACAACCAGCUCGGCAGUGGAUUCUCUUUUGGAUGCAGUGGAAACAUUUGCUUUUCAAAAUAGUAUGAUUGGCAUAGUGAUGCUCGCGUGCAGUUAUAUAUCGAUAACGACCUUCAAUUAUGCCGCCCAAGCACAAAUUGUGCGCAUUCGCGGAAAAUUCCUUAGGUCGGUGUUACAUCAGGAUAUGUCAUGGUACGAUUUCAACCAGAGUGGAGAAGUGGCUAGCAGAAUGAACGAAGAUUUGUCCAAAAUGGAGGAUGGUAUAGCCGAAAAGGACGUUAUGUUUUUGAACUAUAUUGUGUCCUUUAUUGGUUGCCUAGUGCUGGCUUUUUACAAAGGUUGGCUACUGGCGUUAGUCUGUCUUAGCAGUCUACCGGUUACUUUCAUAGCACUGGGCGUUGUUUCGAUCGCGACUUCAAAGCUGUCGAAAAAGGAACUGAAUGUUUAUGCUAAAGCUGGAAAUAUUGCAGAAGAAGCAUUGAGCGGCAUUCGAACUGUGAAAACUUUUGAGGGCGAAUACAAGGAAAUCUGCGCCUAUAAAUCGCAAAUUGUUGACGCUCGGAAAGUAAAUAUCAAGCGAAAUAUGUUUUCUGGCAUCGGAUUCGGGCUUCUCUGGUUUUUCAUUUACGCUUCCUACGCCUUAGCUUUCUGGUUUGGAGUUGGUUUAGUCUUAAAGAACUACGCUGGAGAAGAAGCUUACAGCAAUUAUACUCCUGGUAAUAUGAUUACGAUAUUUUUCUCAAUCAUGAUGGGUUCCAUGAAUAUUGGCUUAGCCGCGCCGUAUAUCGAAGCUUUUGGCAUUGCAAAAGGUGCAUGCGCCAAAGUAUUCAAAAUCAUCGAACAAGUACCGACAAUCAAUCCAAUCGAUCCGAAAGGCAGGAAUUUGAACCAACCUUUGGUACAUAUCGAACUACGCGACGUUAGUUUCAAAUAUCCAUCACGCGAGGAGGUGCUAGUUCUUAAUAAAUUAAAUUUGAAAAUACACCGUGGCCAAACGAUAGCGUUAGUGGGUUCAUCGGGUUGUGGUAAAUCAACGAUUAUCCAACUUGUGCAGCGUUUCUAUGAUCCACAAGAAGGCAGCGUGUAUUUCAAUGACACCGAUUUGAAGGACAUAAACAUUACUUCGUUGAGGGGGUGUAUAGGUGUCGUCGGUCAAGAACCAGUACUAUUUGGCACUAGUAUAUUUGAAAAUAUUCGUUAUGGCAGAGAGGAUGCUACAAGAGAGAUGGUCAUUGCGGCUGCCAUCGCGGCAAAUGCUCAUAUUUUCAUAAAAAAAUUGCCAAAAGGACUUGAUACUUUAGUUGGUGAACGUGGCGCUCAACUGUCGGGUGGACAAAAACAACGUAUCGCUAUUGCACGUGCGCUCGUGAGAGAUCCCGAAAUACUGCUAUUGGACGAGGCAACCUCUGCAUUGGAUACAGCCAGCGAAGCGAAAGUACAGGCGGCUCUUGAAAAGGCGAGCAAAGGCCGUACAACAAUUAUUGUUGCGCAUCGCUUGUCGACAAUUCGACGUGCUGAUCGCAUUGUGGUAAUCAAUAAGGGCGAAGUUGUCGAAAGUGGCACACAUUCUGAAUUGAUGGAACUGAAGUCUCACUAUUUUAACUUGGUUACAACUCAACUGGGAGACGAGCCUUUGACUGACGACGCUCAAAAUGCUGAAAAGUCUCAAAAUUUCUUCGGCUCGAAAGACGAAGAUGAGGAACUUAUUGACAUUAAAUAUGAGGAGGAAGCUUUAGUUGAUGAAGAUGAAGAGAGUUCGCUGUGGCCUAUUUUAAAGAAGAAUAAACCGGAAUGGCCACAACUUUUGUGUGGGAUGAUUUCUUCGGUUAUUAUGGGCUUUGCUAUGCCUAUUUUCGCUGUGCUUUUUGGAGGAAUACUUGAAGUAUUGGCCGCUAAAGAUGAUCCACAAUAUGUACGUGACAACACGAAUCAAUAUAGUAUAUAUUUUGUGGUAACUGGUAUCAUCGUUGGUUUUGCCACUUUCCUGCAGAUAUACAUGUUCGGUAUUGCGGGUGAGAAGCUUACGGAACGUUUAAGAGGUUUGAUGUUUGAGGCGAUCCUGAAGCAAGAAGUCGCUUGGUUCGACGAUAAAGCCAACAGUACGGGAAGUCUUUGCGCGAGGCUUUCUGGUGACUCAGCUGCUGUUCAAGGUGCAACUGGGCAACGUAUUGGAACUAUUGUACAAUCAGUGGCCACUAUCGGGCUAGGUAUUGGCUUAUCUAUGUACUAUGAAUGGAGUUUAGGCUUGUUGGCAUUGGCAUUCGCACCAUUCAUUCUAAUUGCGUCGUAUUUGCAGCGCAAAGUUAUGGCCCAGGAAAAUAUGGGCACUGCUAAAACUAUGGAAAAUUGCACAAAGCUUGCCGUUGAGGUCGUCUCCAAUAUACGCACAGUAGCGUCAUUAGGCAGAGAGGAGAUGUUUUACCGACAAUACAUGGAAAUGCUUUACCCCGCAAUGGCUAAAGCUAAGAAGAAUACGCACUUCCGUGGCUUAGUGUAUGGAUUGGCUAGAUCUCUUAUGUUCUUUGCUUAUGCGGCUUGUAUGUACUAUGGAGGUUGGUGCGUGGUAAACAGGGGCAUGGAAUUCGGUAAUAUUUUUAAGGUUUCACAAGCCUUGAUAAUGGGCACAGCCUCAAUUGCCAAUGCAUUAGCCUUUGCUCCCAAUUUCCAGAAGGGCAUUACGGCAGCUAAGAAAAUAUUUUUACUGCUAAGUCGCGAACCGAAAAUUCUUGAUAAACCGGGUUUGUCGAGAGACCCAUGGCACGCAAAAGGCAAAGUUGACUUCACUGAUGUCACGUUUAGCUAUCCUACACGUAAAGAAAUUCCGGUAUUAAGAGGCAUAAUACUGAACGUAUUGGAGGGGAGAAAAGUGGCUUUAGUGGGUUCAUCUGGAUGUGGAAAGUCCACAUGCAUUCAGUUGCUGCAACGCUUCUAUGAUGUCGAUGCCGGUUCAGUGGGCAUCGAUGAUGUCGAUUUACGAAAUGUGUCCCUCUCCAAUCUACGCCGUCAGCUCGGUAUUGUCUCUCAGGAACCCAUUUUGUUCGACAGAUCUAUUAGGGAGAAUAUUGAAUAUGGCGAUAAUAAGCGGGAGGUCUCCGAACAGGAGAUAAUCGCUGCAGCCAAAAAAGCGAAUAUACACAAUUUUGUAUCGGCACUGCCAUUGGGCUAUGAGACGCGUAUGGGUGAGAAAGGCGCACAAUUGUCUGGUGGUCAAAAGCAGCGAAUCGCCAUCGCUCGUGCAAUGGUGAGAAAUCCGAAAAUUUUGCUACUUGACGAAGCCACAUCUGCUCUUGAUGCUGAGAGUGAAAAGGUUGUUCAAGAUGCUCUCGACGCAGCUAGUGAAGGAAGAACAACCAUCAGCAUUGCUCAUAGAUUGUCCACAAUUGUCGACUCUGAUGUGAUAUUCGUGCUCGACAAUGGACAAGUUGCUGAAAGCGGUUCACAUAAGGAGCUGCUGAAGCUGCGUGGCAUCUAUUACACGCUGUGGAGAUUGCAAACCGGUGGUUAAUGAUAAUGUUACGGUUAAUUAUAGUAUUAGUUGUGUUCCAAUGCUCAAUGAUCGGGAUCCGGAUACAAAUUUUGCACGAAAAUACAACAACAACGAUGUGCUCCUGAUGGAGAUCCAGUUCAAAUUAUGAUAACUUUUGUUCGUUUUGCUUUACGUCAUUGGUAGCACAACUUUUUGUAGUUUUGGUAGCACAACUUUUUGUAGCUUUGGUAGCACUGACAAGUGAAUGUAUACAGACACAUGAAUUAAAUUAGAAAAGCUUUCAUUUGAGAAAUAAAUUACAAGCUGAAUAAAGCAUAAUAGAAUACAAGGUCACGCCUUCCGAAUUCGCUGUGUCAUCAGGCUUUAUGAAUAAACAAUCAAAAGGAGGGGGAAUUACUUGUCUGUGAAGAGAAAGAGUAGGCGAAAGCAAUAGAAGCUACUAAACAUAAGAAAUUAUACGCACACAGACACACUUUCUUGUCUCGGCGACCACCCUAUAAAAACGCGAAAAAACUGCAUUUAAAGGCUUUAUUUUUGUUUGUGCUUUCCCAAUUUAACACGCGGCACUUACUUUUCAUUAGUUUGUUUAGUUUAAAUAUCACAAAUCACAAUAUUAUCAAGCCAUUUAGUGAAUUUUCACAAGCAUGCAAGUUCUCUUCCUUUUGUUUGUUUUGCAUCGGAGACGAGCGGACGUCAGACUUGUCAAAAUUGCGAAAAAUCAAGUAACUGUUUGGGAAAGACUUCACCUUCAGUAUUCAACUUGCCUUGGUGCUGAAUGCGUCUUUUUUGCAAACAAUUUGAAUGCUACGCUAUUAAGCAUAAACUAUUACGGCAACUUAAUCAUAUUUGUACCUAUUAAUAUGCUCUUGAAGAGCGCCAAUUUUCGGUUGAAAUAGCGGGUUCUUGAAAAUUAGUUUUAGUGUCCUGUAACUAACUUCUAUUAGUGUUUCAUCUUCAAGACUGUCAUCUUUCAAAUAGCAAAGUGUGUAUUUUCUGUCAAAUGAACGCAUUUUUGACAAAAUUCUUGUGGAAGAAUUGUUUAUAUAUUUGCUUCUUCGUACUACCAAAACAGAAGUCUAGCAUCAGUGCUUCUAAGACCCAUAAAAAAUAUCCGGAUCAUUCCUGUGGGAAUUUAUCGAGACACUGAGCUGGAUAACCCAAGAGAACACGUUAAUUAAGUAUAUAUAGAUAUAUGAAUCAAUAUGUUAAGACAAGUGGGAAUAUUCUACGCUAAUUUGGUGUAUGAAAUGUCAUAGGAAAUUUCUUGUAAGAAAACACUCAACUCGCUUACUUUGCAUUAGAUGAUUUCUUACACUGAUUUUUCUAUGUUGUUUCGUAGCUAAAACAAAGCGGGCAUUAGGCUUAACAUAAGCAUAGCACAACAUGGCACAUAUCUACAUAUAUAUAUAUAUAUGUGUACUUGCAUGCUAGAACAAAGUAGUAUUAAUAUUUGUAUAUGUAGUAUUAAGCAAGCGGAAGCAGUAGUCCACCCCGGACUGUCAUGCUAAAAAAGAAGAAGUAUCAACAUUUUAUUGUAAAAAAGCAAAUGGGGGGUAUGUAGUUCGCUAGCUUCUAAGUGUAUUCAAAAUUAUGUAUUAAAAUAAAAUUCCGAUUCUGGGUUUGAUUAGUCAAUCACAAUACAUCAAACCCUGAAAUACAUUAUUUAUUGUAGGUCAGUGCCAUGAGCUAUUAAUUAGCACGAUUAAAUACACCAAGGAGGGUAACGACAUAAGAUGUGCGUAUGCAUAUUAGGACAUAUGUACACAUAGUAUUACGAUAUUAGAACAAGGUAGUUUCAAUAAAGUGCUUACAAAUUUCUGUACGACAA
This is a messenger RNA of Anastrepha ludens (Mexican fruit fly), 5805 nucleotides long. It is a transcript of the gene Mdr50, whose product is annotated as ATP-dependent translocase ABCB1. The transcript is spliced from 15 exons. NCBI's taxonomy places the organism in Eukaryota, Metazoa, Arthropoda, Insecta, Diptera, Tephritidae. Gene Ontology annotation, molecular function: ATP binding; ABC-type transporter activity; ATP hydrolysis activity. Gene Ontology annotation, cellular component: membrane. Bases 123 to 3995 code for a protein of 1290 amino acids. Gene Ontology annotation, biological process: transmembrane transport. The record is from RefSeq and is a predicted model, not a curated record.